UGUGAUGUCCAUACGGUCACUAAACUCAUUCUGAACCUAUCCAUGACCUCAGUGAAGCUGCACAAGUCCACUCAUAAAACCUCCCCAUGGGGAAACCAGGACAACAAUUUCGGCCAAAAGAUAACAGGAAUGGCAACUCAGGUAUUGAAGACAUUCACUGAAAGUAGCCAUGAAGACUGGAAUACAACAGGCAGGAAGCCGGAAUGUCAUGGUUCAGUUUGCACUUGGAAGCCUGCUGCCGGGAAUGAGAUCAAAAAGAAAGAAAAGAAAGACAAGCUUGAAGUCAUUGGUGCACCUAAGAAAACAGAGAAGUAUCUGAUGAAGAAGAAGAAGAAGAGCAAAGAUGAUUCUUCGGAUAACAGCAGCACGGGCAGCAGCAGCACCGGCAGCAGCACCAGCAGCAGUGACAGUGAAGAUGAUGGUUAUAACAAGAGGAAGAAAUAAACAGUCAAUCACAAGCGAGCAGAAAAAAAAUGAGCACGAUGUAAAAUAAGAAGAAUAAAGGCACAAAGCAAACACUUUAUGGACAUAAGUACGAAAAUAAAAGUCCAUGAAUCAUGUCUAUUAAUGCCACGAUUAUAUUUAGUUGCUUAAUAAUUGUGGUGUGCAUCAUGCAAUAAUACAUGUAU
This is a messenger RNA of Camellia sinensis, 629 nucleotides long. RefSeq lists its product as uncharacterized. NCBI's taxonomy places the organism in Eukaryota, Viridiplantae, Streptophyta, Magnoliopsida, Ericales, Theaceae. The record is from RefSeq and is a predicted model, not a curated record.